AUGGAGCCCCGGGCUGGCGCGACGGGCCAGCCGGAUCCUGCGCCGGCGUCCUCCUCCUUCCAGGCCCGGCUCUGGAGGAACCUACAGCUGGGGGUGGGCAAGAGCAAGGGCGGCGGGGGCGGGCGCGCGGGGGGUCCGGAGCGCCGCACUGCGGACACCCCGUCGGCCUCCCCGCCGCCCCCGGGGGGCACGCGGGACGCCCAGGCCGGCGGGGGUGGAGCCGGCAGCAGGUGGAUCGGCUUCAAGAAGCGGAAGCAGGUGCUGGACCGAGUCUUCUCCUCCUCCCAGCCCAACCUGUGCUGCUCUUCGCCGGAGCCCCUGGAGUCCGGCGACGCCGGCAGAGCAGAACAGGGGUCCACCCUGCGCCGCCGGAUCCGGGAGCAUUUGCUCCCCGCCGGAAAGGGGCUCUCACCAGCCGCGGGAGCAGCCGGAGUGACGCCUCCUGGCGGACGCUCUCCAGACUCGGCUCCGUCUUCUUCCUCCGCCUCGUCCUCCCUGUCCUCCUCGCCCCAGCCACCACCGAGGGUGGACCGUGCCCGAGAUGAGGGUGCACGGCAUAGGGGCCCUGGGGCGCACUUGUGCCAUCAGAAGAGCUCCUCUCUGCCGGGAACUGCCUGCCUGGAACAGCUCCUGGAGCCAGCACCACCUCCCGCAGAGCCAGCGCGGAGCCCCGCGGAGCCCCGGUCCUCGGAGAAGGGCGAGGAGCGCGACAGCAGCCAGAAAAUAAAUACUGCUGGGACCAGUAAUGCAGAUGUCCCUUUGGCCGAUCCCGGAAUGUACCAGUUGGACAUUACAUUAAGAAGGGGUCAAAGUUUAGCUGCCCGUGAUCGAGGAGGGACAAGUGAUCCAUACGUGAAGUUUAAAAUUGGAAGAAAAGAAGUUUUUAGAAGUAAGAUAAUACACAAGAACCUCAACCCUGUGUGGGAAGAAAAAGCUUGCAUUCUUGUUGAUCAUCUUAGGGAGCCAUUGUACAUAAAGGUAUUUGACUAUGAUUUUGGACUACAGGAUGACUUUAUGGGCUCAGCCUUUCUGGAUCUUACACAACUGGAGUUAAACAGGCCCACAGAUGUGACCCUCACUCUGAAGGAUCCCCAUUAUCCCGACCAUGACCUUGGGAUCAUUUUGCUCUCGGUGGUUCUUACCCCUAAAGAGGGAGAGUCCAGGGACGUGACAAUGCUAAUGAGGAAGAGUUGGAAAAGAUCAAGUAAGGAACUCUCAGAAAAUGAAGUGGUUGGAUCUUAUUUCUCUGUGAAGUCUUUCUUUUGGAGGACGUGCGGCAGGCCUGUUCUUCCUGUCCUGGGCUUCUGCAGAGCAGAGCUUCAGAGUCCUUAUUGCCAAAACACACAAUUUCAGACCCAAAGUUUACGUCUGUCAGACCUACACAGAAAAUCACAUCUUUGGAGAGGAAUAGUCAGCAUCACCUUGAUUGAAGGGCGAGACCUCAAGGCCAUGGAUUCCAAUGGGUUGAGUGACCCCUAUGUGAAGUUCCGGCUUGGGCAUCAGAAGUACAAGAGCAAGAUUAUGCCAAAAACUUUGAAUCCUCAGUGGAGGGAACAAUUUGAUUUUCAUCUCUAUGAAGAAAGAGGAGGAAUCAUUGAUAUCACUGCGUGGGACAAAGAUGCUGGUAAAAGGGAUGAUUUCAUUGGCAGGUGCCAGGUCGACCUGUCGGCCCUCAGUAGGGAACAGACACACAAGCUGGAGCUGCAGCUGGAAGAGGGUGAGGGGCACCUGGUGCUGCUGGUCACUCUGACAGCCUCAGCCACAGUCAGCAUCUCUGACCUGUCUGUCAACUCCCUGGAGGACCAGAAAGAGCGGGAGGAGAUAUUAAAGAGAUAUGGCCCAUUGAGGGUAUUUCACAACCUGAAAGAUGUGGGAUUUCUCCAGGUGAAAGUCAUCAGAGCAGAGGGGUUGAUGGCUGCUGACGUCACAGGUAAAAGUGACCCAUUCUGUGUAGUAGAACUGAACAAUGAUAGACUGCUAACGCAUACCGUCUACAAAAAUCUCAAUCCUGAGUGGAACAAAGUCUUCACGUUCAACAUUAAAGAUAUCCAUUCAGUUCUUGAAGUGACAGUUUACGAUGAAGAUCGGGAUCGAAGUGCUGACUUUCUGGGCAAAGUUGCUAUACCAUUGCUGUCUAUUCAAAAUGGUGAACAGAAAGCCUACGUCUUGAAAAACAAGCAGCUGACAGGGCCAACAAAGGGGGUCAUCUAUCUUGAAAUAGAUGUGAUUUUUAAUGCUGUGAAAGCCAGCUUACGAACAUUAAUACCCAAAGAACAGAAGUACAUUGAAGAGGAAAACAGACUCUCUAAACAGCUGCUACUAAGAAACUUUAUCAGAAUGAAACGUUGUAUCAUGGUGCUUGUAAAUGCUGCAUACUACGUUAAUAGUUGCUUUGAUUGGGAUUCACCCCCAAGGAGUCUGGCUGCUUUUGUGCUCUUUCUCUUUGUUGUCUGGAACUUUGAGCUCUACAUGAUACCGCUGGUUUUGUUGUUACUAUUGACAUGGAACUACUUCUUGAUAAUAUCAGGGAAAGAUAACAGGCAACGUGAUACAGUAAUGGAGGACAUGCUAGAGGACGAGGAAGAAGAAGAUGACAAAGAUGACAAGGACAGUGAAAAAAAGGGAUUUAUAAAUAAAAUCUAUGCCAUCCAGGAAGUAUGUGUCAGUGUCCAGAACAUCCUAGAUGAAGUGGCUUCCUUUGGCGAAAGGAUAAAGAAUACUUUCAACUGGACUGUCCCGUUCUUAAGCUGGCUGGCCAUUGUAGCCCUCUGUGUGUUCACAGUUAUCCUGUACUUCAUUCCACUGAGAUACAUUGUCCUUGUCUGGGGCAUCAAUAAAUUUACAAAAAAGCUUCGGAGUCCAUAUGCAAUUGACAACAAUGAACUACUUGACUUCCUUUCCAGAGUCCCUUCAGAUGUACAAGUGGUGCAAUACCAAGAACUGAAACCAGAUCCUUCUCAUAGCCCAUAUAAAAGGAAGAAAAACAAUCUUGGCUAGCCAGCUCCCAGCACUGAGGAGACCAGCAUCUGUUUGGGAAGAUAAAAGAAAAAGCCUUCAGCCUCAGCAGCAUUUCCUUUCUUUCUGCUUUUUAUUUAUUUUGCCUUUUUAUCAUGAUUGAGAGAAUUUGUAAAUAGUGUACAAAGGCAUAUGUCUUUGAAAAUAUACUUCUAUUGUACAGACUCAACUUGAUAAAGGUUUAGCUACUGCUGUGUGAAAGCCUUGUUAGCUCUGGAUAAUAAUAUAACACUGAAAGAACAAAUGUAAGAAUGACAACAGAGGAAGAUACACAUUUCUCUAAUUACAAGUGGAAGAACCCCGAAUAUUAGAUUAAAUACUCAACUGUGCUGAUUAAAUCUACAUAAAUUGUAAAUGUCAAUUUGAUUUUAGUUUUUUUUAAAUGUGACUAUUUUUUAUCUGAAAAGUAAUCCAUUACAGUUUUUCUAUGUUUUAUACAUUUCAAAAGGGAGGGAAAUCCCAAAGCCUGAAUAAUGGAACGGAUGCAUUUCAAUUUAACAUAGAUUCUGACUUUAGAUCCUGACAUUCAAUCCUGUGCAAAUUACUUAGGUAUGACUAGGCUGAUUUUAAAGCUAGUGAGUGAAGGUACAUUCACCCCCCCCCUUAAGAAAAUCUGCAACACUCAAAACGUGCAAACUUUCUAUCAUUCCAUCUAAAACCUUAAAAUCUCUACAGGACUACACAACAUAAAUACUGCCAGGUUUAUAAACGACUGCCUAUCUGAAUUUUUAUACCGACCACUACUCUAAUUUGUACCAAGUUAGCAAAUUAGCAACUUAUUUCAGUUGUCAAAAAUACUAGCAAACUAUAUCCAUAUUGCUUUUGGUGUCAGAGUAUACCUUUGUGCAUCUGAAAAUAUUUUAAUACUCAAGUGUUCUCAAAG
Lemur catta (Ring-tailed lemur) is the source of this 3898-nucleotide messenger RNA. It is a transcript of the gene MCTP1, whose product is annotated as multiple C2 and transmembrane domain containing 1. The record is from RefSeq and is a predicted model, not a curated record. Lineage: Eukaryota; Metazoa; Chordata; Mammalia; Primates; Lemuridae. Gene Ontology annotation, molecular function: calcium ion binding. Gene Ontology annotation, biological process: regulation of neurotransmitter secretion. Bases 1 to 2997 code for a protein of 998 amino acids. The transcript has 23 exons. Gene Ontology annotation, cellular component: synaptic vesicle membrane.